Molecule: messenger RNA, 948 nt
Organism: Closterium sp. Naga37s-1
Lineage: Eukaryota; Viridiplantae; Streptophyta; Zygnematophyceae; Desmidiales; Closteriaceae
Source: the annotation of a GenBank genome assembly
AUGGCUGUGUCCAGAAUGGCGGCUCUCUCCCUCGCGACCUGCACGCGCGUCGCCUCACGGGCCGCCAUGUCGGCGCUCAGGGCGCCGGCUCCCGCGCUGGGGUCCCUGCAGACGGCGGCCAUUGCGCCGCUAAAGGCGGCGAGCUUCAGCGGCCGUCAGAUGAUGCAGCGACCCACGUGGUCCCUCACGAGGUCGUUCCACCGCAGCCCCGUGGUGUGCGCGGAGCUCACCCGGUCGCUCAGCCGAUCGCCGUCCGGCGAGUUCGAGACGCUCGAGUACCGUCUCUUCUUCCAAAACGACCAGGGCGAAACCCUGUCCCCGUGGCACGACAUUCCUCUGCGCGCCGGUGAUGGUCUGUUCAACUUCAUCUGCGAGAUCCCCAAGGACACCAGCGCCAAGAUGGAGGUCGCCACUGACGAGCCCGGCACGCCCAUCAAGCAGGACGUCAAGAAGGGCAAGAUCCGAUACUACCCGUACAACAUCCACUGGAACUACGGAAUGCUGCCACAGACGUGGGAGGACCCUUCGCAUGCCAACCCCGAGGUUGACAACACCAUGGGCGACAAUGAUCCCGUUGACGUGGUGGAGAUUGGCGAGAAGCAGGCGGCAUUGGGAGAGGUGUAUGCAGUGAAGCCGCUGGCAGUGCUGGCCAUGAUUGACGACGGGGAGCUCGACUGGAAGGUCAUCUGCAUCCGCGCUGAUGACCCCAAGGCGGACCUUGUGAACGACGUGGACGAUGUGGAGAAGGAGUUCCCUGGCACGCUGACGGCGGUGCGGGAUUGGUUCAGAGACUACAAGCUGCCGGACGGCAAGCCGCCCAACAAGUUUGGCCUGGGCAACAAGCCGGCUGACAAGGCCACGGCACUGCGCGUGAUUGAAGAGACGAAUGAGUUCUGGUCGAAGCUCGUCAAACGGGUUACUCCCAAGAACGGCCUCUCGCUGGUGUAG